AUAGUCUCACAGCCAAAUGCCACAGUUGUUUGCCUUGCAGGGCAAUGCCUCCAGGGUUUCACCAACACAACCAACAUACUGCUCCUUCCUGGCCUGUAUACCUCUGCGACCAACCCUGAACUCGUUCACCAGCUUCUCACCUCGCCGUCCACUUCUGUAUCGUCAUCUCCUGGUUUCAAUAUUUCCUCGAUCUCUUCACCCUUCAAUGUUGCUCUAGAACCAGGCUUGGCCAUCUUCCCACAGGCUCUAUACUCCGGAAACGCGCAGUUCGCGCAACUCCCGAACGCUUCUGUGUCCAACUCUAGCUCUUCCACCCCUCUUUCUGCGAGCUCUCUCGCGCUCUCAUCCGACAUAUGGGUUUCUGUCUCAUCCGGCUCUUCGCAGAACCACCUCAUCCUUUGGGAUUCAGUUCCAGAUAUCGCGCAGCUUCCUGGCUCGCCUUCAUUGUCUCUCGUAGACAUUCAGUCCAACGCCUGCUCGCCCCAAUGCGCAGGUUCUGGGGUAUGCUCUGCGUCUGGUCAAUGUAUAUGUCCCGCUGGUUUUACAGGCGCAUCCUGUGAAUCUUGUGCGUCCGGUUUCUUCGGUCCCAAGUGUCAAGCAUGCCCUGCAGGCUGUUCAUCCUGCGACGAUGGCAUCUCAGGAUCGGGGCGGUGUCUCGUACCGAUUGUCAACAACCUCCCAUCGACCUGUAACUGCUUGAAUGGCGAGUGUGGCUCAAAUGGACAGUGCACCUGCAAUGCUGGUUGGACCACAGCUGACAACGGGACUGCAUGUGCUAAAUGUGCCCCUGGCUUUUUCCUGGAUUCAAAUGGUGAUUGCUCAGUGUGCCAGCUUGGGUGCAGCCAGUGCGAGGACAGUAGUGGGAUUUGCGUGAUUUGCAAGAGUGGGUUUACCCAGGACGCAAACGAUCGGACAAAAUGUGACGCUGUCCAAUCGAAGACAGCAUCAGGUACUGUGUGCCCCGAUGGUAGCUUCAGCAACGGGACAGCAUGCGCUGCUUGCUCGGCCACUUGUCAAACCUGUUCUGGGUCAACAUCGAACGAUUGCAUCAUCUGCGGGAACGGGCAGUUCUCUGUAGGCGGGGCCUGCGUGCCGACAGACGGAAAUGGCGCAUGUCAAGGUACGAGCAUGAUUGCGAACAAUAACAAGCACGAAUGUGACAGCUGUCCUUCUAAGUGCACCUCUUGUAAGAUCCCAAGCUUCAGCGUAGCGUCUACCGUCGACCAGCUCCAAUGCAGUGGAUGCCUUCCUGGAUUUGUUCUUUCGCAAGGGAAGUGUGUAGCAAGCUGCCCUUCUGGAACCUUUUUGUCUCCUCGGGACAAUCUGACAUGCACUGCGUGCUUGUCAUCCUGUGGAGCAUGCGCCGGCUCGGCGGACUUUUGUCUGACUUGUGCCAACAAUCAGCUCGCUUCAAGCGGUAAAUGUGUUUCUUCGUGUCCUUCCAACACUUUCAGCUCUUCGGGAUCGUGCAUCACUUGCCAUCCAGACUGUGCAACCUGUUCAGGCAACUCCUUCAAUCAGUGCUCCAGCUGUCCCCCCAACCGACCCGUCUUGACCAACGGUCGCUGCCUUCCGACAUGCAGCAAAUCACAGUUCUUCGACAUCACCUCGUCGACAUGCCAAUCCUGCGACUCGAGUUGCUCAAGCUGUUCAGGCGCGGGUCCCUCUAACUGCCUAGCCUGCUCGAAUUCGAACCAAGUUCUCCGGGGCGGAUCAUGCACGGCUGCCAAUUGCAAUGGCACGUCGAGCGUUAUUCCAGGACUGGGAGUCUGCCUCUCCAAUCUCGUUGACGUCCCUCAAGCCUCGGGGACUAGUUCUGGCGUUCCUCUUCCCACUAUCACAGGCCUUACGGCGCCGGCUGCCGCAACAAGUACAAAGUCGCGUCCGCUUCAGUGGUGGGAGAUCCUGCUCAUGGCCCUCGGUUGCGCGUUCAUUUUCCUCGUUAUUCUCAUGCUCUUCCGCCGCCGCAUGCGUAAGAAGCGUGCUCAACGGACCGCCGCAUUUGCCAUCUCCAAGAACAUCGAUAAGCGUGGCAAUUGGCGCUGGAGGCUGCUUCGGUUUGGUGAACGGUUGUUCGGACACGCGCCCUCCAAGCGCUUCAUUCCGCCAGAGCAAGAGGGGCUGCGUUUGAAGAAGAUGCAUGCGGCAGAGGAAGGCAGGCAUCAGAGGCAGCUGGAGAAGAUGGGAGGACCUUCUUCGCUACCGUCCUAUUAUGAGCAUGAUCAAGACAGCCCCUCACAGCAUCGUUAUUCUGGUAUCUCAGAAUCUCUGUAUUCUCAAGUGACGGGAGCGCCAAGACGGGUUCCGGAUCCUCGACAGCCUGUGAAGGACGUUCCGCCAAUGGCAUCAAGGUUCUCGUGGACGACGGCUGGGUCGUCCGUGCGUCGCGCACCUUCGCCGGUACCGCAGACCGAAGCACAGAAGUACGCUAUGUCUAUUCGAGCACCAGAAGGCACUCAGCCAGGUAUGUACUGGUUGGAACCUGUGAACACGGGUACGUCAAACUCGAAGAAUCCGUUUAGGAAAUGA
Heterobasidion irregulare TC 32-1 is the source of this 2529-nucleotide messenger RNA. RefSeq lists its product as uncharacterized. The record is from RefSeq and is a predicted model, not a curated record. The transcript is spliced from 4 exons. The annotation marks the transcript as partial. NCBI's taxonomy places the organism in Eukaryota, Fungi, Basidiomycota, Agaricomycetes, Russulales, Bondarzewiaceae.